Molecule: messenger RNA, 3609 nt
Organism: Aureobasidium musti
Lineage: Eukaryota; Fungi; Ascomycota; Dothideomycetes; Dothideales; Saccotheciaceae
Source: the annotation of a GenBank genome assembly
AUGUCGUCUCCGUCAUCACAGCCUCACGAAGAGGCUCCGGAUGCUACUAACGAACGUCGUUCUCGUCGCUCUGGACGCGUCUCGCGCAAGCCCGAACUCUACAUCGAGGAAGCACCCGCCGCUUCCAAGCGCAAGCGUGACGCCGCAGAUGACGACCAGCUUGAUGAUGAAGAAGAGUCUGACGAGGAAGAAGAGAGUGAGCCUGGUGAGGAGGAGCUUCGAGAACAAAAGGCCAGAGCGCGCAAGACAAAGGCCGCCGCACCAAAGAAGCCCGCUGCAAAGCGCUCAAAAACGAACGGCACCUCGGUCGCGUUACCUGUGAAAGCAGGUGCUAAGAAGAGUCGUUCGAAGAAGGCCAAGGGCGUGGAUGAGGCUGUUGCAGAGGAAGCGGGUGGUCUUUACGGUUGGUUCCAGCACAUACGCACACUAGGCACACACAGUCUGACUUUACACCACANNGCUGAAGUUUUUGCCCGAGGCAAGACACUGGAAGAAGCAGCCGAAGGUUGGCUUGCGGCAUUUAACGAACAUGAAUCUGGCGCUGUGGCAGAUUUGGUCAACUUCGUGUUGAGAUCGGCUGGCUGCGAACUGGAAGUCACAAACGAAGAUAUUGAGGACCCCGACAACUGUGCUGGCAAGCUCAGCGACCUGCAAGACGAGUUCCAGGCACAAAACGUUUCCGAGUAUCCCAUUAUCGCAAAGGGCAAGGGUACUGCCGCUUUCAAAGAAUCGCUGACAGGCUUCUUCCACACGCUGAUCAAAGCCAUUCAUACCACCAACGUCCUUNUUACCAACCCCGAACUGGUCGAGAACAUGCAAGUAUGGUUCGGCACCAUGUCAGCAGCACAGAACAGACCUUUUAGACACACUGCAACUGUCGUCUCUCUAACGAUCAUCACUGCUCUCUGCGAAGUGGGCAGUGAACUGGCGGAAGAGGCCUCAAAAGCACUGCGUCAUAGCGAGACCCAGAGGAAGGGCAAGAAUGCGAACAAGACACGAGUCAGCGAGUUGCAGGACUACUCUAAGCAAGCAAAAGCAAAUCAGGAAGUGCUCGACAAUACCGUGAAGGACUGGUUUGACACGGUCUACAUCCACCGCUAUAGAGACGUGGAUCCUCACAUUCGCGUGGAGUGCGCGAAAGCUAUUGGAGAAUGGAUUGUAGCCUACCCGGACUUGUAUUUCAACGGCAAACAUCUGAGAUACGUCGGCUGGGUGCUUUCCGAUCCGAAUCACUCGACUCGACUUGAAGCUAUCAAACAGCUUCACCGACUGUACGCAGACAAGGACAAGCUCGGUGGCCUCAAAACCUUCACCGAGCGCUUCAGAAGCCGUAUGGUUGAAAUGGCUACCAAAGAUGCUGAGUCAAGCGUUCGAGCUGCAGCCGUCGAACUACUGGAUGAUCUGAGGGAGGGCGGUCUGCUCGAGCCUAACGAUAUCGAUGCCAUUGGACGACUGAUCUUCGACGCAGAGCCGAGAGUGAGAAAAUCAGUGGUCGGCUUCUUCGCCGAAAGUAUCAACGACGCUUAUGAAGCAAAAGUUGACACACUUGGUGGCCAAGAAGCGCUGGAGGAGAUCAUUGGAGAAGAAAGCGAUUCCUUUGACAGCCCGUGCCAGGAGUGGAUCAAGUUCAAGUGUCUAGCGGAAGGACUGGAUUCUUACGAUUCGGCUGACGGCCCCGUGCCGCCAAGUGUCGAGAGAGGUCCCGGUCAAGGCGCUUAUCUGUUGCAUGCUGGAACAACAGACUCGCGUUUCAUGAUUUCUGCAGACACACUCCACGACCAGAUCGAUGAAGUCCGCGAGUGGGAGAAGCUAGCCGGAUAUCUUCUAUACGACACUUCUGUCGAAGACCAGAAUGGUGAUGCUGCCAGUGGCGAGUCACAACUGAAACAAGAACUUAGACUUACGGAGAACGAGGAGGUCAUUCUUCUGGAAGUGUUGAACUCGUCUGUCAAGCAAGCUGUCGCAUCUCUUGUGGAAGCACAGUCCGACAAGNAAAACGAAGAAAACCAAGAGGCAAAGGAAGAUGCUGAAGAAAUGCAGGAGCAAGCAGCACGUCAUCUCGCAAACUUGAUACCCCGAUUGCUUAAGAAGUUCGGAGAAUCACCGCAAACCGCUGCAAGCACACUUCGUCUGGGCCGUGUCCUGAGUCUGGAAGCCUUCCAGGACUUCAGACAAGAUUCAUCCACAUACGCAACAUUGUUGAACGACUUCAACAAGCAGUUCCUUUCUCAUAGUAAUGAGGAGGUGCUAGCAGAAGCCAGUCGAGCUUUGUUACGUGCAAAGAGCUAUCACGAGCUUGGGGAUGUUCCCGACGAGAGGAUCGAUUCCCUGUGGGAAGACACCAUUAGCACGUUCAACACAAUCACUCACGGCAAAGAUCUCGAAACACGCGGGAUACUUUCUACCACAGUCCUUGAUGCUCUUUCUAAAACAGUGCUACGCCUGGAGAAGCUGUCCAGUAUCUCUAACCCUGUAGAAUACUUCGAGACAGAACUGUCCGCACCAGCUUCUGCACGCCCCGAAAUGCCAGAACCCUCUCCACCCAUCGACUCCCUGAUUGCCCUCAUCAAUCGUGCCGCCUCACCAAAAGGCUCGGACCCAGAAACUGCUGCCCUCGACGAUGCUCUGGCCAUGCAUGCGUCACGCACAGUCACCUUCUACUUCAUGUGGCGUAUUCCUGCGUUCAUCAAAUCAUUGCAGACGACGACUCUGCCCGAUGUCGAGCUUGAGAAUCUUGCUGUGAGACGCGACGCAUAUGUCAAUGCCCUUGGCUCAGUACUAAAGACACGUCCUGUCAACGACGAGCUCAGCACUAUAGUGUCCGGCAUGCUUCUUGACGCACAUACCAUCAUGGCUACUUUGCGUCAAGUCACUACCGACAAGAAUGGUGACGAGUACCUCGUGCUAGCUUUGGAGAUGGACGCAGUAUUGCAANAGCGCAUUCUUCGUGUCUUUGGCUCAGCCGAGGCUGCAUUUGCCAAAGCUACUGGCAAACAUGUCGAAGUUGAGGCCGAGAACUCACAAGCACAAGAAUCUGAAGACGAUGAUGAAGAGCCUGCCGACCCUGUCGACGCAGACCCUGAAUCUGAGGAUGAAGCAGAAGACGAAGCAGACGCUGAAGGAGACGAUGAACAACAAACUCAAGCCUCUCAAGCAAAACGCGUGGCCAAACUGCAGAACAGUCUGCUCGCGGAACAGCGACUUUGUGAACUAGCGUCUAAACUUGUACUGGCUGUUCUGGGAAGAAUGGUCAAUGUAGCUGUCGUUAAGCAACGACUCGAACGAAACAAGACGCGCUUGGGACACAACUUUAAGCUUGUGCUUGAGCACUUGGACGCUCAGACCAAGGGCAAGAAGGGCAAGGGUAGAGCAGCAGCAGCAAAGACUGGCGCUCAACAAGCAAAGGCCAAAUCCGCCGCGCCACAACAACAAAAGAGCACAGAGGUUGUUGUAGAAGAUGAUGAAGACGAAGAGGAAGAUGAAGAAGCCGUCCGCGCAAGAGAAAUUCAAGAGGACGAUGAAAUGGUGGACGAGCCAGAAGGCGGCAACCAAGAGGACGAAGCACAAGAUGAAGUCGCUGCCGAUGCCGAGAGCGUAAUCGGUGACUAG